Euleptes europaea (tarantolino) is the source of this 822-nucleotide messenger RNA. RefSeq names its product cerebellin 4 precursor (gene CBLN4). Gene Ontology annotation, molecular function: protein binding. The transcript has 3 exons. Lineage: Eukaryota; Metazoa; Chordata; Lepidosauria; Squamata; Sphaerodactylidae. The record is from RefSeq and is a predicted model, not a curated record. Bases 25 to 630 code for a protein of 201 amino acids.
GCUGUCCGCCUCUGGGUGCUGAACAUGGGCGCUUCCAGCAGGGCGCUGUCCAUGGUGCCGACCGUCCUCCUGGCCCUGGCUCUCCCCGCCUUCCCGGCCUGGGCGCAGAACGACACGGAGCCCAUCGUCCUGGAAGGGAAAUGUUUGGUGGUCUGCGACUCCAACCCGGCCAGCGACUCCAAAGGCUCGUCCUCCUCUCCUCUGGGGAUCUCCGUGCGGGCUGCUAACUCCAAGGUGGCUUUCUCGGCGGUCAGGAGUACCAACCACGAGCCUUCGGAGAUGAGCAACAAAACCAGGAUAAUCUACUUCGAUCAGAUCCUAGUAAAUGUGGGGAAUUUCUUUACAUUGGAGUCUGUCUUCGUAGCGCCAAGAAAAGGAAUUUACAGUUUUAAUUUUCAUGUAAUUAAAGUCUAUCAGAGCCAAACAAUCCAGGUGAACUUGAUGCUAAAUGGGAAACCCGUCAUUUCUGCAUUUGCUGGGGACAAAGAUGUCACGCGUGAAGCUGCGACAAACGGAGUCCUACUCUACCUAGACAAGGAAGAUAAGGUUUACCUGAAACUGGAGAAAGGUAAUCUGGUUGGUGGAUGGCAGUAUUCAACGUUUUCUGGCUUCCUGGUCUUCCCCCUGUAAGGUCAAUUUCCCUGUGACAUUCAUCCAGGUGUGGAUCGGUCAUUGCUUCUGUUCUUUGAAGAUCAUCUCCUCAUCCUUUGGAUCGAUGUUUCCUUUCUCGUUUUCUCAUGGGUGAAUAUGGAUUCCAUUGAUGGCAUUUGGCCUAUCCGAACGACUCUUGAGAUUUCACCGAAAAUUUUAUGUGUUUGAAUA